This is a messenger RNA of Schistocerca serialis cubense, 2389 nucleotides long. Its product is annotated as transcription factor GAGA-like. The record is from RefSeq and is a predicted model, not a curated record. Bases 436 to 1932 code for a protein of 498 amino acids. Gene Ontology annotation, biological process: regulation of transcription by RNA polymerase II. The transcript is spliced from 6 exons. Lineage: Eukaryota; Metazoa; Arthropoda; Insecta; Orthoptera; Acrididae. Gene Ontology annotation, molecular function: protein binding. Gene Ontology annotation, cellular component: nucleus.
UUUACUUCGUGCUGUACGCUAAGUAGUUCACAGCUAAUUAACAAACGUUAUCAUAUGGAUAUUAUGUCGCAGUAAUUAACGUUCUGUAUUACAUGUGUAUGCAGGACUGGCGAUAUAAGUUGCGGUUCAGCUGUCAGAUGACAGUAAUAUUUGUACUGUCGUAGAAUAUAUUGAUGAACUAAGUCAAACAGCCAAAUUGAUAUGCAUCAGUGCCCUUGUCUGAAACUGCAAUAGCCCGAGGCGUUGAAUAGUUCUGAUUAUGCUGCUUAUUCAGUAUUUUAUUUCGUAGGUGUUGUGUGUCAUUUUUGUUAAGAGGCAAAAAUAAGUAUCUAUUUUGCGUGUGUGCGACAAGAUAGAAUAAUUUUUGUGGAAUAGUAAAGACAGUAGCCAUACAUUGUUCACCAACGCAACAUUUCAAACGUGCAGUGACAAAAUAUGGGGAGCAGUCAGCUGUACAGUUUGUCUUGGGGAGAGUUUGGUACGUCGCUUGUAUCUGCCGUUCAGCUUCUGAGAUGCCAUGGAGAUCUUGUUGAUGUGACGCUGGCAGCUGGUGGCCGCAGUUUUCCCGCACAUAAAAUAGUCCUCAGCGCAGCAAGCCCAUUUCUUCUGGACCUUCUGAAGAGCACACCUUGUCAGCAUCCUGUGGUCAUGCUUGCUGGAGUGACAGCGCACGAUCUGGAAGCUCUGCUAGAAUUUGUGUAUCGGGGAGAGGUUAGUGUGGAUCCGAACCAGUUGCCGUCUUUGCUUCAGGCAGCUCAUUGUCUGAAUAUUCAGGGCCUGGCGCCAGGGACCUUAAAUGCAGAGACUAUGUACAGCUUGCAUAAACUUGAUGAUAUGCAUCCUUCUCCUGCAUCUCAUGAAGCUCUGUCGAGAGAUGUCAUUAACUCCUUUUUACCGAUAAGGAGGAAGAGAAAAACAAAACGAAGAGAAUCUACAGGAAAUGCCUCAAGCACAGGGUCUAGUGGCUCGAAGUGGGCCCGUCAUGAUAGUCUCUCUGCAGAUUCAGAAAAUCAGCCAGCUAAUCACCAUCAGAAUUCAUCGCAUUCAUCUCACAUACCAGAGUCCGAUGUCCUCUCUAAUCCGGAUACACGUAAGAAUGACGACGGUGAAAGCAGUAAUCAAUCAGCGGAUGAAACAGGAGUGUCGCCUGCGUCGGGAAGUGGCGGCACGAAGAUCCGAGGGGCUUCAGACCAGCCGGGCGCGUGCCCACUGUGUGGAGCACUGCUGCGCCAGGCACGCAACCUGCGACGGCACCUGCUGACGAGCUGCAAGUACCGCAUGUCGGUUGGUCCCGGAGGGGGUCCAGGUGUCGGUGUUGGGGUAGGAGCAGCCUACUCCCAGCAGCCAUCUGCCCUCGAGCCUGAAGUGCAGCUGCAGCAGCCCGCUACGUUUGCAUCACUCCUGCCCGUAGCACUGCCCCAGCCUGGCCGUCCUUCCAGCCCACUGCGACCACUGUCUCUGCAGGGGCAACACCACCAUCCCCAUCACCAACAGCAGCAGCAGCCGCCGCCGCCGCAACAGCAGCAGCAGCAGCAAGAACAGCAGCAGCAACAGUCAUCCCAUCAGCAUCACCACCAGCAGCAACAGUCAACCUCACAGUCACAGGCUCAGGAAGACACUCCGAUGCGAACAGUGCUCCUCCACGUGCAGCAUUCACACCAGUCCUCACAGCAGCUGCUGCCGCUGCCACCCGAGGAACGCUCCGUCCAGCUGCCGCUACCGGUGCCACUGCUCGCCCCUCUGCACCAUCAUCAUUCUCCACAGCAGCGACGACAGGAGACGGCCUGUGAGCAGAUAGUGUGCAAAGUGUCCCCCGUGCCCUCGCCGUCGCCUGGUCCCUCCGCACCUUGCGCUGAUUUGGUGUCUCCUUCAGCAGUGGAGUGCCGCAGGGUAGCGGGCACGCCACCCAUAGCACAGCAGAGUCAGCAGUGAGAAUCGUACUCCCUUACUUUUUGAGGCUGCGGGAACUCUGCAUUUCUCAGGCUCCUUCUCUUUCUGAGAUCACAAAUUACUUCCUUUUUGUGUGUCAUUUCCUGUGACUCAUUUUGGAUGGUUCAGCUACAUCAUGUGCACACUAGGAAGUCUCUCAGUGAGGUUGCUGGUGGGCGUAACUGAAUUUAUAAAAAUUCAAUGGUAUUGCUAAAGCUAACUAGCAGAAAAUACUUUUCAGUGGGUGUACACUUAAAAGCAGAAGCAAUAUAUGGAGCUAAUGAUCACCGAAAUACUGCAUGUAAUUGAGUUUGAAGUAAUGCUAUUUAUUAUAUUUCUGUGUAUUUUCGUACUUCUGUGUGUGUCCAUCAGUAGUACUACCUCUUGAAGUUAAAGCCAUUCUGUCUCCUUGUCAUGUUAAUUAUUGACAUGUCAAACACAAAAUUCUUGGUUUGACUGC